AUGCGACUUAGCAUAUUUGCGGUUGUUUUCGGCGCUGCAUCUUCUGCAGUUUUUCAUGCUCCACUUCUUUGGAGAAGAUCAGAAAAGGUGGAAAUGAUUGCCAAAGGAAAAUAUUCAGAUUACAAAGACAAAUUGGAAUCUUUGCGAAAGCAUGAUACAGCUGGUAUUAUGCUGCAUGAGCUUAGUUCCGAAUAUUUCCAACAAAUCACAAUCGGGAGACCAGAACAAUACCCGUUUUGGAUGUGGCUAACAACAUUCUCUUCGAUGAUGUGGAUAACAACUUCUCAAUGCAAAAGUCCAAUUUGCGACCAAAUGAAGAAGUUCGAUCCAGACAACUCGACAACGUUCAUUUCAUUCAUAGACUCGUGGAAAAGUGUGGCUUACGAUGGGACUGCAAGUGGACAAAAAAUGGGCAGUGACGAGAUGCGGCUUGGAGGUGUACAUGAGUCCCAGCAGUUCGUACUACGGACCCAGUUUGGCAUUGCUACAAAAGUGAAUGUUACGCAGAAUGAGGUACAUUAUGACGGAACGAUAGGUCUUGCAUUUGGAGAAUACAACAACAGUAAAGGAUUUCCAUUUGUCACCAAUGCUAUAGAAAAAGGAAACUUUGACAAACCUGUCUUCACGAUUUGGUUGAGACCCUACCCCGUUGUUGGCGAUUCUGGAGGAGUCAUUACUUAUGGUGAUAUUGACACUUACAAUUGUGGUCCCGUAAUCCAGUAUGAGAAUAUAACUUCUGACAUAGCAUAUAUUUACACAAUUGAUCGUAUCUCUAUGGGGACCUGGCUAUAUAAGAUGCGCUUUGAUGUUGAAAUUCAUCUCAGCAGUUUUAUUUUGGGGCCAGAAUACAUUGUUGAACUCUUUGCCAAAGAUGCCAGCGUCGAGAUAGGAGAUGAUGGAGAAUACUAUGUCGACUGUGACGCCAAAUUCAACGAUUUGGAGAUCAGCUCCGGGGACAUUAUAUACAAAAUCAGUUACGAGAAGCUAAUUAUACAGGGUAGAGUUAAAACUUGGUUGGAAAAGCGGCGGGAAAGCAGGUACGGGUAUUAG
Messenger RNA from Cylicocyclus nassatus, 1050 nucleotides. The record is from the annotation of a GenBank genome assembly. NCBI's taxonomy places the organism in Eukaryota, Metazoa, Nematoda, Chromadorea, Rhabditida, Strongylidae.